UAUCGUGCAGCCGCCGGUGGAAGAAAAGUUGCUUAUUUAGAAGGCUGGAAAUCGAUUACUUUAGCUAAUGAGACCUUCGGGUUUGAUGGUUGGAGUUCCUGUGUCAAAAACAUCCAAACAGAUCACCAAAUUUUUAACAAUGGCAAAUAUGACGUUGGGGUUACCGCAAUUGUGCGUGUAGAGCUUAAAGAUGGAACAUUUCACGAAGACGUUGGUUACGGCAUUUGCGAAGGUUUAAAAUCUCUCUCGUUGUCCCUGGAGAAGGCCAAGAAGGAAGCUGUGACCGACGGUUUAAAAAGGGCUCUACGUUCUUUUGGACACGGACUGGGAAAUUGCUUAUACGACAAAACUUAUCUUUCCACCCUUCAAAAGUUGAACAAAAGGACAGUGAAUAAUAAUGAUCUUACUUUAAAAGGGAUUGCUCCCAGUCUACCAAAGACCAGUUCUGAGGUUAUGCCUGAACUUACGCCUGAUUUGGAGAUAAUCUCUGAAGAGAUGGCGAUGGCUUUAAAGUUGGCUGAAUACAACGUUUUGCAGCGCCCGCUAGUCACCCACAGCCAUUCUGCUGCUCCUUCGCCUCCGUUGACGGCUGCUAGCGAAGAAGGGAGACUGCAAUCGGGAAGAAAGGAGAGCGCCAACCAUAACGAUACAGUCGCACGUCGUACUAAAAGCAGAAGGUUGAGUAGGCGCGAACGAGCCGAGGGGGAAAUAAUAACGUCGAGUAUAAAUACUAUUGUUAGCAGCAGCAGUGGCGGCUGUCUGCCCUCUCGACCGCUACGGCCCGCUUCCAGGGUUGCCGCCGUUAACACUACUAAGUUAUUGCACGAACCGGGAUUUCUCAAGAAUACCAAAAUUGAGAUCGACAUGGCCGCCCUGACUGGAAGCCAAUGUGAACACCUUUUUGGCCCUUUAGAGCAAGCGAUAGAGUGAUGCGAGAAGUUGCGCUUCAGUAGUGG
Zophobas morio is the source of this 956-nucleotide messenger RNA. RefSeq lists its product as uncharacterized. The transcript is spliced from 8 exons. The record is from RefSeq and is a predicted model, not a curated record. NCBI's taxonomy places the organism in Eukaryota, Metazoa, Arthropoda, Insecta, Coleoptera, Tenebrionidae. The coding region runs from base 454 to 930 and encodes 158 amino acids.